AGCCAGCAUGCACUGCCUGACAGCGAGACGACUGGUGCUCGGAGUUUGAAAUUAGUUUCUGCUCGGCAGCAGUCACUUGAGCAUUUUACAUUUACCUCCCUCAAUGGAAGGGUUAAAAAAAAAAAGACCUGCAGCAUAACAGUGAACUAAGCAAGAAGUGAACUUAGGGGAGAAUCUGAUGCAAACUUACAUACUGUUGGGACUCAGUGAUACAGAUCACCGAGAUGAAAUGUGAUGAUGAUCAGAAUCUGCAUCUUUGAGAGCGCAAACCAGUGUCUCUGAGCUUGAAACCUUAUUUUACAACAGCAAAGUGCUCUGAACUACUGUCUGCCUUGGUGCUGCCUUAUUUUUCUUUUCUUCCCAAACUGAAAAGCACAAGGAGGAUUUCAGAGGAAUGCAAAAAGGACUGUUUUAAAAGCAGGAAGCUGAAAGGGUUUCUCCAUAAGAUGAAUUUCACCCAGCAUCGUGGGACACUCCAGCCUCUCCAUUUCUGGAACCACAGCAACGGACUGCACAGGGGUGCCAGCGAGCCCAGUGCGAAGGGCCACUCCUCGGGAGGCUGCUAUGAACAACUCUUUGUAUCCCCUGAAGUGUUUGUGACUCUGGGCAUCAUCAGCUUGCUGGAAAACGUCUUGGUCAUUGUGGCAAUAGCCAAGAACAAGAACCUCCAUUCGCCCAUGUACUUCUUCAUCUGUAGCUUGGCAGUGGCUGACAUGCUAGUGAGUGUAUCUAAUGGAUCAGAAACUAUUGUCAUCACGCUUCUAAACAAUACAGAUACAGAUGCACAGAGCUUUACCAUAAACAUUGACAAUGUCAUUGACUCAGUGAUUUGCAGUUCCCUGCUUGCAUCAAUUUGCAGUCUCCUCUCAAUAGCAGUGGACAGGUAUUUUACUAUCUUUUAUGCCCUCCAGUACCAUAAUAUCAUGACGGUCAAGCGUGUAGGGGUCAUCAUCACAUGCAUCUGGGCUGCUUGCACUGUCUCAGGCAUUUUGUUCAUCAUUUACUCUGACAGCAGCGUUGUCAUCAUCUGCCUUAUCAGCAUGUUCUUCACCAUGCUCAUUCUCAUGGCAUCCCUUUAUGUUCACAUGUUCAUGAUGGCUCGAAUGCAUAUCAAGAAGAUAGCAGUUCUUCCAGGGACUGGCCCCAUUCGCCAAGGGGCCAACAUGAAAGGGGCCAUCACUCUCACUAUACUGAUUGGAGUUUUUGUUGUGUGCUGGGCCCCAUUUUUUCUGCACCUCAUUUUCUACAUCUCCUGCCCCUACAAUCCUUACUGUGUGUGCUUCAUGUCUCACUUUAACUUCUACCUCAUCCUCAUCAUGUGUAAUUCCAUCAUUGAUCCACUUAUCUAUGCAUUUCGGAGUCAGGAGCUCAGGAAAACAUUCAAAGAAAUUAUAUGCUGCUGUAACUUGAGAGGGCUUUGUGAUUUACCUGGCAAAUAUUAGACUGAAGUGGGUAUGUUACUGUGUAUUCAGCAUACAGCACGGUCUUCUGAGCCAUUAGAAUCCUUUUUCAUCAGAACUUGGGUUUAAGAGCAAACACUUCUUUCUCUUUCCCUUCCCUCCCAUCUUUGUAUCCCAUUUAUGUGUAAUUCAUAUUUCUGUGUAGUGUUUGUGAUGUCUACAGUUUGUAAUUUAUUUGGCUGGGAAGAGAAAAAAAGGAGCACUUCAUAGCAAUUUGUAAGUGAGUAAAUAAAUGUAAUGCUGAUUGUGAAAUACUAACAAAUACGAGCAGCUGUAUGUUCCAACUGCUGACAAAAUAAAAAACUUGCCUGAGUUACAGUGCA
This is a messenger RNA of Gallus gallus (chicken), 1783 nucleotides long. It is a transcript of the gene MC4R, whose product is annotated as melanocortin 4 receptor. Gene Ontology annotation, cellular component: membrane. Gene Ontology annotation, biological process: G protein-coupled receptor signaling pathway. Lineage: Eukaryota; Metazoa; Chordata; Aves; Galliformes; Phasianidae. Gene Ontology annotation, molecular function: melanocyte-stimulating hormone receptor activity. The transcript has a single exon. Bases 447 to 1442 code for a protein of 331 amino acids. The record is from RefSeq and is marked validated.